This is a messenger RNA of Chiloscyllium plagiosum (whitespotted bambooshark), 4512 nucleotides long. RefSeq names its product ethanolamine kinase 1 (gene etnk1). Gene Ontology annotation, cellular component: cytoplasm. Gene Ontology annotation, molecular function: ethanolamine kinase activity. Gene Ontology annotation, biological process: phosphatidylethanolamine biosynthetic process. NCBI's taxonomy places the organism in Eukaryota, Metazoa, Chordata, Chondrichthyes, Orectolobiformes, Hemiscylliidae. The record is from RefSeq and is a predicted model, not a curated record.
CGUCGCGGGAACAUGCCGGGCAGGCGCAUGCGCGGCUCCCUGGAAGGUUCCAGUAGCGAGAAGCCUGCGACGCCAUGGCCAGUUACAUCCAUGUACCUCCCGCGGCGUCCGCUGUCCCCAGGUUGCACAUCACCGUCGAUCAACAGGAUAUGGCAGCUGGCUCCCUGCGGCUCAUGAAAGAACUGAGGCCGCACUGGGACCCGGCUGAGGUCAGACUGAAGGUGUUCACAGAUGGUAUUACGAACAAACUUGUUGCUUGUUAUGUUGAUGAUUCAUUAGACGAUGUUGUUUUGGUAAGGGUGUAUGGCAACAAGACAGAGUUGUUUGUUGAUCGUGAAAAUGAGGUGAAGAGCUUUCAGGUCCUGCAUGCUCAUGGCUGUGCACCACAACUCUACUGCACCUUUCAGAAUGGACUGUGUUAUAUGUUUAUGGAUGGCAAUGCAUUGGAUCCAGAACAUGUCAGAAAUCCAUUCAUUUUCAGACUUAUAACCAGGCAACUAGCAAAGAUUCAUUCGAUUCAUGCUCAUAAUGGCUGGACUCCCAAGCCAAAUCUAUGGUCAAAGCUGGAAAAGUACUUCGCUCUUGUGCCCACAGAAUUUGCUGAUGAGUGUUUGCAUGCGAGGUUCAUGACAGAAAUCCCUUGUCUUCACGAGCUUGAACAGGAAUUGGUGUGGAUGAAGGAACACCUGCCUAGUCUUGGCUCCCCAGUAGUGCUCUGCCACAAUGAUUUAUUGUGCAAAAAUAUUAUCUAUAAUGAAAUAAAAGGUCACGUGCGAUUCAUUGAUUAUGAAUAUGCAGGCUAUAACUACCAGGCAUUUGACAUUGGGAACCAUUUCAAUGAAUUUGCAGGUGUAAAUGAAGUUGAUUACAGUUUGUAUCCAGCCAAAAAUAUCCAAUUGCAGUGGCUGAAAUGCUAUCUUGAGGCUUUAAAAGAGUAUAAAGGAAUUAGUACAGAAGUAACUGAUGAGGAAAUUGAAGUACUUUAUUUACAAGUUAAUGUAUUUGCACUGGCUUCCCAUUUCUUCUGGGGUCUUUGGGCACUAAUCCAGGCGAGGUAUUCAACAAUCGACUUUGAUUUUUUGGGGUAUGCAGCCGUGCGAUUCUGCCAAUAUUUCAAAAUGAAGCCUGAAGUUACAAACUUGAAACUUUCUGAAUGACAACAAUUUUCCCAUUGCUGAAGAACAGAAAACUAGCAGAAUGAAUUGAGUAUGUUGCAAAGUACUGUCAAACUGGAAUUCUAAUGCUUUCUAAAAUACCGUGUCGUUGUAUUAAAACUACAUAACAUUGAUCCAAAAGUUGUGGUUUAAGAAAUACUUUAGUAAUUUGACACUAAAUAUGCCACUUAAUUAUGCUUGAAAGCAAAUUUGUUAACCGUACUUUACAUUUCUAGUGGAAACUACCAUUUCACUGCAACUAAAAAUUUAACCAUUUGUCAAAUUAAAUAUUCUUCAUCUACAGUUCCACUGCUAAUAAAUGUGCUGAGGCAAAAAUCGUAAUCUGUUGGAGCAUGUAAUUGCUUCACAUGUUAAUCUUCACUUACCUUGUCUUGCACGAAAGCCCUGUUCGUAGCUGGGCGUAGUUUUUCCUUCCAGCCAGUGCCAUAAACAUCGAGAGAUCUAAAGUUUUGAGGAAAAAUGUUUUCACUAAAUAAUAUUGUCAGUGUUUCUGUUUUUGGAAAAUUGAAUCUUCUGAGAUGUUAGUUUGCACAAGAGCCUGAUCUUUAGGAUGGUGGUCUAAUUUACACAUGUAGUUGCUAGUCACUUGUGGGUGAUUCUUAUGUUCCGGUGGCUGGUGAGGCAAUAUGUGGAUCUUUGAAGAGUAUUUGCAUUUAUAUAAAAAAUGUUGCAAAUACUCAACAGGUCAUGUAGCAUCUGUGGAGAGAGAAAAUGCUGAUAUUUCAGCUCCGUGACCUUUAAUUAGAUUACAAACACACAUUCCAUUUACUGUCCCCAUUUCCAUCCUUGUUCUUUUCCAAUUCAAUAUUAUUUUUAGAUUUUCUCCCAGCUUCACCUAUUUUGUCAAUCUCAGUUGGUCCCUGGUUCCGGAACACUUCAACGUUAAAAUGUUGAGGAUUGUUUUUCUGCAAAUUUGGCCUCUUCUGCAUCCACCAUUUCUUUCACCCUGCCAUUGACAACUGUAGGUUCAAGCAUCUAGACUGUUCAAUAAUUAUAAAACUUCAAACUCAGUUGCACUUCAUAGGAAUAAAGAGUUGCGACUUAUUUAGAGUUUUUUCAGUGAGACUGAUGCCUCAACACAAUCAGUAAAUUGCAUAUUUUGGGGGGCUUCAACACCAUAUGAGGAUAGGUACAGUCACUAAUUAGCAGCUUCUGGAUAUCAGUGUUUAACUUUGAAUGUGCAAACUUUAAUUGCUGUUAGUUUCAGGAUAAUAACAGCACAUUCCAACCGCUUUCCUGUCAUUUCUGCUGCAAAAUAAAAAUGCUAACCUUAAAUCCCCAUACAGCAGUAGAUAAAGACAGUACCCUGGCUCUGAAGAAUUGCUGGUUAUAAUGCAACAUAGUAUGUCAUAAAGACUAUCUUCUGUUCCUUUUAAAUGUAAGAAUUAUAUUAACAGAUACCUUGUAAAAAGAAUUGCAGCAGUUCUUGUACAAAUCUCCAUUUUAUUUAGAGCAGACAGAACCUUUUGUAAAUGAUGGGGUUAAGUUGUUAAUUAAGCUUGGUUACAACAUCACCUUGAAAAACUUUGUAAUUUCUUUCCAUUAAAAUAAUCUUUUCUUUCAAGUAUAUAUUCAAUUGUAUAACUCUUGAUUGUGAAGUAAUGCUGAAUAAUUUAUUUAACUUUACCAUCCUUGGAAAAGGGGACUUCUUGAUUUGACCAGAACAGUUGCUCAUUGUUUGCACUUUAGCCAAAAAAGACUCUCCUAAAUUUGGUAAAGGGUUUUAAGUUAUUUGUAUGGAUAAUGAACUAUUAGAAAUUAAGCUGCACAAUCGAUGCACCCAGCCAAACCUAUACUGAAAAUUAAAUGGUAAGCAGAAUGUUAAGUUAAUUUAUGUAUUUUAAAAGACUGUCACUUGUAUCUCUGUUAUAUGGUGAUUUGUAGCAGUUUUGACAAACUUAGAGAUUGCUGAAGCAAAGCCAAAUACAGUUUUGUGCUUGCAAACUUUGACUGUUUUCUUGCAUGUCAGCAAAUCUUGCUUAAAGUUUGUUACAUACCUCUAUUUGAUAUCCUUCAUCUGAAAUAGAAAAGGUAAAGGUUGACUCAUGUUCCCAGUAUUUCCUGCUUUUACUUUUAACAGUUCGGGCUUAAAAUGAGCUCAUGCAAAUUAAAACAAGAGCCUGUAUUUUUUUUAAAAAGUCAAUAUUGCAUCUAGUUCAUAUACUUUAAAUAUUGGAUUUUAAAGCACAUAUUUAUUACCUACAUUUUUAUGCAGAUACCUGUCUUUUAUCAAAUUCAGCAGUCCUCACUUUCUUAAAUCUAUCUUAAUUGCUUUUACAAAUGUGUUUGUGUGUGUAUGCCCAAUUAUUUUUAUUUAAUGAGAAUCCAUCUGUUGGAGACUGUAUAACACAUCAGUGGAAGCUAACUUGAGUGAUGAUGAGAAUAUAUUCCAUCACAUUAAAGUUGGAGGAUCUGAUUUUGUGGCCUACAGCACUGAAAUUAACCAUCAAAACUGAAGUUGUAUGAUGUUUCCUAAGAUGGCCUCAAAUAAAUUAAUAUUUUUUGUUGAAGUGAUGUAAACAUGGCUGCAUAGAUUUAUGGCCCUGUAAGAUACUUGGUACAUCAAUCUGCUGCAUCUGAAAAAUAGAAUAUAGUUAGGUUGUGGCAGAUGCAGCUGUCAAAGCUGUUUAAAUCAGCAUCUUCUUUCAAAUAUCAUGUAACAAAAAAUUUUAAAAAUCUCAGCUGAUGCAGCACAGUUCAAGGCUAUUGCAUUAAACUAUUCAUUUGGUGCAAACAAUGGGUAUUCUUUGACCAGCUAUCCAACCAGUAAUCCCAAGCUGCUUGUGAUAGUGUCCCUAUCUCUGAAUCCCAAAAGCCCACAUUCUGCUUUAAAGGUGUGUUCAUAGCAUCUCUGAACAGGUUCAUCAGUAAAUAUAUCCAAUUAAUCCCAAUCCUGUGCUGUACCUGAUAAGCUUACAAAUAUUUCUAUUUAAAUUCUGUACUGUAUUCAUGUCUUUUCCCCAUCAUCUCAUCCUCUCCAACCCUCAAAAUUACUAUUAAAUCUACACCCACUACUUUGUCGAAUAGUGGUAUUCCAGAUAAUCACAGUUUGCACAUAAGAAUACUCGUCUCCCUAUAGUUCUUCUAUUGACUUGCAUUAUCACAUAAUGGGGAGGUUAAGGGUGGUGCUUUUCCAACGUCUGUAUCUGUACAUCCAUUUAGACGUGAGCUUUUCUUUUGAGGUAACAUUCUCAAGAAUUUGAUGCUUCUGUGCUGCCAUUACAAUGUGAUGUGAAUGGAUUACUAAACAUGAGCCAGCUUUUAAAUUAUAAAGAAAAUUUGUGCCACAUGAAAAUGUGUAAAUUUGUAAAUAAAAUUCUUACCCUGUUUGCUUUUC